UAAAAAAAUAUUUAAACAAAAAAUAGAGCGAGCUUAAACAAUUUGAAAUAAUGCCUGCUGUUAGACGAAUAGGAAUUGGACGUGCAACAUUGACUAUUAUGUUGUUAAAUUGUGUUGACCAGCGAAGCGGGCACAGGACCUCUAGUUUAAGGAAUAAAAGAGCACAUGCUCUCUAAGCUUGGCAUUGAAAAAUCAAUCAAAUCAAUACACUCACGAUUAAAGAAUUGUGAUCAACGAAAGUGUGAUUAGCGAGGUUUUUAGGAAUCGAGGAAUUCGAGCCGCAGCAACUCUCUGAUCCGCCGCCAAAGUCCAGUGGUCCCGGAAGUAAAGACACAGAGUGCCAACAAAUCAAAGAAGCAGCAGGAUGGCUCAGGAAGGUCAGGAUAUGCCCACAUUCAAGUGCGUGCUCAUCGGCGAUGGUGGCACUGGGAAGACCACCUUCGUGAAGCGCCACAAGACCGGCGAGUUCGAGAAGAGGUACGUGGCCACGCUCGGAGUGGAGGUGCACCCGCUCAUCUUCCACACCAACCGCGGCGCCAUUCGCUUCAACGUGUGGGACACCGCCGGCCAGGAGAAGUUCGGUGGCCUGCGCGACGGCUACUACAUCCAGGGCCAGUGUGCGGUCAUCAUGUUCGACGUCACCUCGCGUGUCACCUACAAGAACGUGCCCAACUGGCAUCGCGACCUGGUCCGCGUCUGCGACUACGUCCCGAUCGUCCUCUGCGGCAACAAAGUCGACAUCAAGGACCGCAAGGUGAAGGCGAAGAGCAUCGUCUUCCAUCGCAAGAAGAACUUGCAGUAUUACGACAUCUCGGCCAAAUCGAACUACAACUUCGAGAAGCCAUUCCUUUGGCUGGCGCGCAAGCUGGUCGGCGAUCCCAACCUGGAGUUCGUCGCCAUGCCUGCCCUGCUGCCGCCCGAGGUUAAGAUGGACAAGGACUGGCAGGUGCAGAUCGAGCGGGACUUGCACGAGGCCCAGGCGACCGCCCUGCCCGACGAGGACGAGGAUCUUUAAGCCUAUUCCAUAGUUAACUGAGAGAGAGAGAUGGCUGGCUUGCACACACCACAAUCCCAUUUCUUUCCAUUGCGUUGCUUUUGCCUGAUCCUGAAUUGUCUAAAAAUCAAGCAAAAUAAAUGUUAAAAUCGUAUUUUUUUAAUAAAAAAAAAAAAUUGUACAAGUUGAAUAGAAAAUAUGAAGAUA
Molecule: messenger RNA, 1201 nt
Organism: Drosophila ficusphila
Lineage: Eukaryota; Metazoa; Arthropoda; Insecta; Diptera; Drosophilidae
Product: GTP-binding nuclear protein Ran-like
Exons: 1
Coding region: 365-1015 (216 amino acids)
Biological process (GO): protein import into nucleus; ribosomal subunit export from nucleus
Cellular component (GO): nucleus; cytoplasm
Molecular function (GO): GTP binding; GTPase activity
Source: RefSeq, a predicted model, not a curated record